AAGAAUGCUGUGACGUUGUUGAAGGUUAUUCUUUUCCACCAUUAUUACAUAGUAAACGACAAAUAAAACACGAGAAAAAGAAACAUUCUUAUUUGCUGUGGAAAACAAAAUGACUGAAUCUCCAAUUUCCACACGCCAUUGGCAACGAGUCAAUUAAAAAGUCAAGCUUUCAAUGGGUUUCAAUUUGCAUCCCAAUCCAACCAAUGUUGCAAUUUCCAUUCUUCCUAAUCCGACCUACCCACUGUUGCUUCCCCAUUCAAUAAUUCAAUUCCUGCACUGCACCAAUGGAGCUUUUGAAGCCUUUGCACCCUCACCAUGCACCCAUUUUGCGAAUUCCCUUUCACGCUGUCCCCUCUUCAUCUUCUUCUCAAUCUCAGUCUCAGGUUCCCCUCCCUAUGAUUUAUAAGGUUCAUGUCGCUGUUGGGAAAUCGCUCGACAAAGCUGUUCCUCUGCUUCGAUGGACUUUAAACCACUUUCGGAACGCGGAAAUCGUCAUUGUUCAUGCUUAUCAACCUUCUCUCACCAUCCCCACUCUAUUGGGGAAAUUGCCAGCAUCACAGGCUAGUCCUGCAGUGGUGUCUGCUUUUCGAAAAGUCGAAAGAGAACAAAUCAUGAAGCUCUUAGACAAGUAUUUGAGCAUUUGCCGCGCAGCUAGGGUUAAGGCAGCCAUUAUUGUAACCGAAGCUGACCAAGUCCAGAAAGGAAUUGUUGAUUUGGUUAUUAAGCAUAAUAUUGAGAAGCUUGUCAUUGGAGCAGUACCAGAAAAUUGCAUGAAAGUGAAAAGGAAUUCCAGUAAAGCAAAUUACACUGCCAAAAAUGCUCCUCCUUUCUGUGAAGUAUGGUUUAUCUAUAAAGGUAAACACAUUUGGACAAGAGAGGCUUCUGAAACACCAUGUUCUUCAUCCUCAUGUACUCAACCCGAGAUUGCCAUCACAGAAAGCUUGAGAUGUAGAUCUUUUCAAUAUGGUAAGAAUGAAUUAUUUGACUCAGAAUAUCUUUGGCCAAAUUCAGCAAGAACUACUGCUGUUUCUGGAAUUAGAAGUUGGGUUCAGGGGGAAAUCAUUGAAACCGAAGCCACUUUUUCAUCCAAAGCAUCCAGUUGCUGCAGUCAUUGUUCCCCCCAAAAUUCUUCUCGGGCUUAUUUUGAUACAUAUUUAGAGGUCAUGGAAGAAAGAAUUAACAAACAACUUAUUGAAACCAAGAGAGAAGCUGAGGCAGUAACAGACGAAGCCUUCACAGAGCUAUUAAAGUGUGAGAAGUUAGAAGUUGAAGCCAUGGAGGCUAUUAGGAAGGUCAAUUUGUUUGAAUCUGCCCAUGUGCGUGAAGUAAAGCUCAGAAAAGAGGCUGAGGAUGCACUGAGAGAUACAGUACAAGAACAACAAAAGCUCUUGAAUGAGAGUGAAGAAAUUGCUGGCGAGCUACAAAUGACCAUGAGAAAUAUUGCCCUGCUAGAUAGUCGUGCUCAUGAAGCAAACCGUAGGCGCGAUGAAGCUGCAGAUGAACUAUCACUAAUUCAAGAAUCCAUCUCAACCCUGUGGCAAGAAGGGCAGCAGAUUAGGAGACAGAAAACGGAAGCCCUACGUUGGCUUGAGCGGUGGAGGAGUCGUGGACAAGUUGGAGCAGCUCAUUGCAAUGGGGUCAUUGGGUUUGCCGAAGAAUUACCUGAGUUAGCAGAAUUUUCAUUAUCAGAUCUUCAAAAUGCCACAUGUAAUUUUUCCAAUAGCUUUAAAAUUGAGCAAGGUGGAUAUGGUUGCAUAUACAAGGGGGAAAUGUUGGGUAGGACUGUUGCUAUAAAAAAGUUCCAUCAACAUAACAUGCAAGGACCAUUGGAGUUUCGUCAAGAGGUUCAAGUUCUUGGUAGUCUCCAGCACCCUCAUUUAAUCACUUUGCUUGGUGUUUGCCCUGAAGCCUGGUCAAUUGUAUAUGAGUACCUCCCCAAUGGAACUCUUCAAGACUACCUAUUCCGAAAAAGCAACAAUUCCCCUUUGACAUGGAAUACCCGAGCACGAAUGAUUGCUGAAAUCGCUAGUGCUCUCUGCUUCCUACAUUCUUUUAAGCCUGAAACUAUUAUCCAUGGUGAUCUGAAGCCAGAAACUGUACUACUUGAUUCUUCACUGGGUUGCAAGAUGUGUGGAUUUGGGCUCUGCAGGCUGGUGAGCGAGGAGUCUCUCCUCCGUCCUAGUUUCCGCUUGAGCACUGAACCAAAAGGUGCUUUCACAUAUACAGAUCCAGAGUUUCAGAGAACUGGAAUACUAACCACCAAGUCUGACAUCUACUCCUUCGGGCUCAUCAUUUUACAACUUCUCACUGGUAGGACUCCAGUUGGAUUAGCAGUUUUAGUACGCAAUGCAGUUUCAUGUGGAAAGUUGUCUUCAAUUCUUGAUUCUUCAGCUGGAGAAUGGCCCUCAGCUGUGGCAAUGCAAUUGGUUGAACUGGGACUGCAAUGCUGUCAACAAUACCAUAGAGACAGACCAGAGUUAACACCUACACUUGUGAGAGAAUUGGAGCAGUUGCAUGCUUCAGAAGAGCGACCUGUACCAUCUUUUUUCUCAUGUCCAAUCCUUCAGGAAAUAAUGCAUGAUCCUCAAGUUGCGGCAGAUGGAUUUACCUAUGAAGGAGAUGCCAUACGUGAAUGGUUGGAAAAUGGACAUGAUACUUCUCCCAUGACUAAUUUGAAAUUAAGUCACCUGUUUCUUACUCCCAAUUACGCACUUCGACUUGCCAUCCAAGACUGGCUUUGCAAAUCUUGAAGCUUCUUCUAUUUAUCUGGGCUAAAGUUCUCUUUUUUAUCCUCAUUAGUUUGGGGCCAGUUUCGUUUCAGUCCCAUGAUUUUCUUUUCUUGUUUCAGUUUGUGUGUGUGGUUGUAAAUUUAUUUUGUAUCCCACAAAACAUUUUCAAAUUGAUUUGAUCCCAGCUUACGCCAUUCAAGUAGACAGAAGGAAAAAAGAACUGUAUUUUGGCCACAAUUUCCAGCCAAGAGAAAAAAGAAAAAGAAGGGAAAGUAAUAGACCGUCAUCGUCUGUGCACCCGUCAUGAUUAAGACUUUAAUAUGUUAUGGGAUUAAACUGAUUCUUGUCUCAUAUUUGAGGGGGCAAAAGAAACAACUUAGCCUUUUUAUUUAUGUAAAUAUUUGUAUAUUUUAUUAUUCUCAUUGCGUUUUGGUAAUGUUCUUCAGCUUCACCACUGUUUAGCUACAAAUGAUAUAAGACUGUUGUUUUGCUGUUGCGC
This is a messenger RNA of Glycine soja, 3228 nucleotides long. RefSeq names its product U-box domain-containing protein 33-like. Gene Ontology annotation, biological process: protein phosphorylation; protein ubiquitination. The transcript is spliced from 8 exons. Lineage: Eukaryota; Viridiplantae; Streptophyta; Magnoliopsida; Fabales; Fabaceae. Bases 285 to 2750 code for a protein of 821 amino acids. Gene Ontology annotation, molecular function: protein kinase activity; ubiquitin-protein transferase activity; ATP binding. The record is from RefSeq and is a predicted model, not a curated record.